AGUAGUAAAGUGGGUUAUUUGAGCCCACGCCGUGACACAUUGGCCCCUGGUCAUAUGACUUUUUAUGUGACUUGCAUUUCCUCAUACGCUGCAUCUCGUCAGCCAGCCAGCCUCGUCCGCUAAGAUCACGACUUUAACGCUUUCCCUCUUAUCCUCAGGACCAUCAUGUUGCGAUACUUUGUUUUACUUCUUGCAGUCGGAUCUGUAAUCCAUCCGUCUCACGGCACAGAAGUGAUGGUGAAAGGCGAAGAUGACAAGUUGUGUCUGUACGCCAAACUCAUGGUCAACUUCUCCGUCUCGUAUGAAGCGGCUGACAACAAGAGCAAUUCAGUCCAAUUUGAGCUCCCAACUAAUGUCACGUUAGACGGCAGUAAGUGCGAGGCCAACAGCUCCACGCUGAAGCUGAACUUUGGAGCGGGGCACUCCUGGAGUAUGAACUUCACCGUCAAAGGGAAUAUGUACCAGGCGGACUCCAUCACGUUCUCCUACAACCUCAACGACUCCACCGUCUUCCCUAUGUCGGCAUCAAACGAAACUGUUUCUGUGACCGUGAGGCCUCACAUCACCGACGUCAGCAUGGACACCUGCUACUCAUGCAAUAGCAAAGAGACCAUUGAGGACGAGUCGGUCAAUCAGACCCUGUGGAACGUUCUCAUCCAGGCUUUCGUCAGCAACGGCACACAGAGCGAGAACAUGACCACCUGUGCUGCCGAUCUGCCCACCCCUGCUCCCACGGCCCCCAACACCACCACAGAGGCUCCGGUCACAAACUCCACCACCCCAGCCCCACUUCCUCCAACCACACCCACCCCGACACUCCCCACACCCGCCACCGGGAAGUACACCUUAAAACCGGACGCGAACAGCACAGCCUGCUUGUUGGCAAACUUUGGCCUGCGAGUCGGCAUCAAGCAAGGAGAGAAGUAUGAGGAGAUCAACCUGGACCCGAAUGUGACUACGGUGUCUGGAUCGUGUGGCGCCAACAGCAGCGAGCUGGUGUUAGUGUCCAACACAAUGACCGUGACAUUUGUGUUUGCCAAUGAUACCAAAAAAUUCCGCCUCCAGGCAAUGAAUGUCACCGCAAAACUGAGUUCUGGCGAAGUCUUCUCUGACGGGAACGUCAGCCUGAGCCUGUGGGAGGCGUCCGUGGGCAGCUCGUACAUGUGCAACAAGGAGCAAAACUACACCAUCACCCGCCAGCUCAGCGCCUUCACAUUCGACCUCCAAGUGCAGCCCUUUGGAGUGAAGAAGGACGUUUUCAGUACAGCUGAGGAAUGCCAGACGGACUCGGAGAGCUUCCUUGUUGCCAUAGUCGUCGGAGUUGCCCUGCUUGUUCUCAUUCUUAUCGUUCUGCUGGCCUACUUCAUCGGGAGAAAGAGAAACAUGGCCAGCGGUUACGAGUCUUUCUAGACACCUUUUGACACCUUUCUGGUGAUUUUUCUUCCCUUUCUUUCCCCAUUUUUAAUCACUUAACCGCUGCCUGUGUUCCUCUCUUGUCGGCCUUGCUGUUUGGUGUUGGCUUUCUACUUUGAUUCCACUUCUCAACCUCUUACUAAUCACCAAUUUGACAAAUUGGGAAUACAUAUGUGAUCUUUUUAGCCAAAACAUGAGGGAUACCACCAAUGUCUAGGCAGAAAACCGAAAAUUGUUCCGGGAAUAACAUCGUCAAAUUGGCAGACUAAAAUGGUCGGAUUCUAAGAAAAAAGGGAACUUUUCAAGCAAAAAAUCGUAAAGUUACAAAGACGACAAGGAAAUAAGUCUAACUGUAACAAGAGAAAAAGACAUACAAUUACGCGAAUAACAUCGGAAAAUUGUCGGACACAAAUGGUCGGCUUUUAAAAGAAAAGUGACUGUUUCAAGCAAAAAAAUCAUAAAGUUACAAAGACGACUAGGAAAUAAGUCCAACUGUAAAAGAGGAAAAAGUUGUAAAGCUGCGGAAAUAACAUCGUGAAAUUGGCGGACGAAAAUGGUCGGAUUUUUAAAAAAUUGUUUGAAUGUUUCAAGCAAAAAAUCGUAAAGUUACAAAGAUGAAAACAGAGUAAGUCCAACUAAGUUGCUGUUUAGUGUUGGCUUUCUACUUUGAUUCCACUUCUCAACCUCUUACUAAUCGCCAAUUUGACAAAUUGGGAAUACAUAUGUGAUCUUUUUAGCCAAAACAUGAGGGAUACCACCAAUGUCUAGGCAGAAAACCGAAAAUUGUUCCGGGAAUAACAUCGUCAAAUUGGCAGACUAAAAUGGUCGGAUUCUAAGAAAAAAGGGAACUUUUCAAACAAAAAAUCGUAAAGUUACAAAGACGACAAGGAAAUAAGUCUAACUGUAACAAGAGAAAAAGACAUACAAUUACGCGAAUAACAUCAGAAAAUUGUCGGACACAAAUGGUCGGCUUUUAAAAGAAAAGUGACUGUUUCAAGCAAAAAAUCAUAAAGUUACAAAGACGACUAGGAAAUAAGUCCAACUGUAAAAGAGGAAAAAGUUGUAAAGCUGCGGGAAUAACAUCGUGAAAUUGGCGGACGAAAAUGGUCGGAUUUUUUAAAAAUUGUUUGAAUGUUUCAAGCAAAAAAUCGUAAAGUUACAAAGAUGACAACAGAGUAAGUCCAACUAAGUUGCUGUUUGGUGUUGGCUUUCUACUUUGAUUCCACUUCUCAACCUCUUACUAAUCGCCAAUUUGACAAAUUGGGAAUACAUAUGUGAUCUUUUUAGCCAAAACAUGAGGGAUACCACCAAUGUCUAGGCAGAAAACCGAAAAUUGUUCCGUAAAUAACAUCGUCAAAUUGGCAGACAAAAAUGGUCGGAUUCUAAGAAAAAAGGGAACUUUUCAAACAAAAAAUCGUAAAGUUACUAAGACGACAAGGAAAUAAGUAAUUGUAACGAGAGAAAAAGUCAUAAAAUUACAGGAAUAACAUCUGAAAAUGGUCGGCUUUUAAAAGAAAAGUGACUGUUUCAAGCAAAAAAUCAUAAGUUCCAAAGACGACAAGGAAAUAAGUCCAACUGUAACAAAGGAAAAUGUUGUCAAGCUGCGGGAAUAACAUCGUGAAAUUGGUGGACAAAAAUGGUCGGAUUCUAAGAAAAUAGUUUGAACGUUUCAAGCAAAAAAAUCGUAAAGUUACAAAGAGGACAACAGAAUAAGUCCAACUGAAACAAGUUGCUGUUUGGUGUUGGCUUUCUACUUUGAUUCCACUUCUCAACCUCUUACUUAUCGCCAGAAUUUGACAAUUUGGGAAUACAUAUGUGAUCUUUUUAGCCAAAACAUGAGGGAUACCACCAAUGUCUAGGCAGAAAACCAAAAAGUGUUACGGGAAUGACAUCGUCAAAUUGGCGGACAAAAAUGGUCGGAUUCUAAGAAAAAAGGGAACUUUUCAAGCAAAAAAUCGUAAAGUUACAAAGACGACAAGGAAAUAAGUCUAACUGUAACGAGAAAAAGUCAUAAAAUUACGGGAAUAAAAUCGUCAAAUUGGUGGACAAAAAUGGUUGGAUUCUAAGAAAAUAGUCUGAACUUUUCAGGCAAAAAAAUCGUAAAGUUACAAACAUGACAACAUAAUAAGUUGUCAGCAACUGAAACAAGUUGCUGUUUGGUGUUGGCUUUCUACUUUGAUUCCACUUCUCAACCUCUUACUAAUCGCCGGAAUUUGACAAUUUUGAAAUACAAAUGUGAUCUUUUUUGCCAAAACAUGAGGGAUACCACCCAUGUCUAGGGAGAAAACCGAAAAUUGCCUUGUUCAAGCACAGUUUGAGUAUUUUUGCUUAGCACAGGCCUGGGCUAUUAUUUUUACAAACCCCGUUUCCAUAUGAGUUGGGAAGUUGUGUUAGAUGUAAAUAUAAACAGAAUACAAUGAUUUACAAAUCCUCUUCAACCCAUAUUCAGUUGAAUAUGCUACAAAGACAACAUAUUUGAUGUUCAAACUCAUAAACUUUUUUUUUUAUUUUUUAUUGCAAAUAAUCAUUAACUUUAGAAUUUAAUGCCAGCAACACGUGACAAAGAAGUUGGGAAAGGUGGCAAUAAAUACUGAUAAAGUUGAGGAAUGAUCAUCAAACACUUAUUUGGAACAUCCCACAGGUGUGCAGGCUAAUUGGGAACAGGUGGGUGCCAUGAUCGGGUAUAAAAACAGCUUCCCAAAAAAUGCUCAGUAUUUCACAAGAAAGGAUGGGGCAAGUUACACCCCUUUUGUCCACAACUGCGUGAACAAAUAGUCAAACGGUUUAAGAACAACGUUUCUCAAAGUGCAAUUGCAAGAAAUUUAGGGAUUUCAACAUCUAUGGUCCAUAUUAUCAUCAAAAGGUUCAGAGAAUCUGGAGAAAUCACUCCACGUGAGCGGCAUGGCCAGAAACAAACAUUGAAUGACCGUGACCUUCGAUCCCUCAGACGGCACUGUAUCAAAAACAGACAUCAAUCUCUAAAGGAUAUCACCACACGGGCUCAGGAACACUUCAGAAAACCACUGUCACUUAAUACAGUUGGUCGCUACAUCUGUAAGUGCAAGUUAACGCUCUACUAUGCAAAGCGAAAGCCAUUUAUCAACAACAUCCAGAAACGCCACCGGCUUCUCUGGGCCCAAGAUCAUCUAAGAUGGACUGAUGCAAAGUGGAAAAGUGUUCUGUGGUCUGACGAGUCCUUAUUUCAAAUUGUUUUUGGAAAUAUUCGACAUCGUGUCAUCUGGACCAAUGGGGAAGCGAACCAUCCAGACUGUUAUCGACGCAAAGUUCAAAAGCCAGCAUCUGUGAUGGUAUGGGGGUGCAUUAGUGCCCAAGGCAUGGGUAACUUACACAUCUGUGAAGGCACCAUUAAUGCUGAAAUGUACAUACAGGUUUUGGAACAACAUAUUCUGCCAUCUAAGCGCCAUCUUUUUCAUGGACGCCCCUGCUUAUUUCAGCAAGAUAAUGCCAAGCCACAUUCAGCAGGUGUUACAACAGCGUGGCUUUGUAAAAAAAGAGUGCGGAUACUUUCCUGGCCCGCCUGCAGUCCAGACCUGUCUCCCAUCGAAAAAGUGUGGCGAAUUAUGAAGCAUAAAAUACGACAGCGGAGACCCCAGACUGUUGAACGACUGAAGCUCUACAUUAAACAAGAAUGGGAAAGAAUUCCACUUUCAAAGCUUCAACAAUUACUUUCCUCAGUUCCCAAACGUUUAUUGAGUGUUGUUAAAAGAAAAGGUGAUGUAACACAGUGGUGAACAUGCCCUUUCCCAACUACUUUGUCACGUGUUGCAGCCAUGAAAUUCUAAGUUAAUUAUUAUUUGCAAAAAAAAUAAAGUUUAUGAGUUUGAACAUCAAAUAUGUUGUCUUUGUAGUGCAUUCAACUGAAUAUGGGUUGAAAAGGAUUUGCAAAUCAUUGUAUUCCGUUUAUAUUUACAUCUAACACAAUUUCCCAACUCAUAUGGAAACAGGGUUUGUACUCGGGGGUCCAGAUUUAGAUAAAGUGUGUCUGGGGGCUGGUAUACUAUUUUUAAUGAUUGAAACCUCAAAACGUUAUGACAGACUGCCUUAAAAAAACGGAAUGGGAUUUGACAUUUUUUUACUGAAUGAGACACCCAGAAUGUACGUGAAAAUAAACGGGAUUUACAAUAUUAACUAUGAAGGAUAAAACACUGAAUAUUGACAACAUAUUUUACAAUCAAGCGAAACACAACCAAAAUGCAACAAACCUAGUGAAAUAUGAACGCGAAGACUAAUAAUCUUUUCUAGCCAAAAUUUCAGUGGUACCACGUGUGUCUUGACAGGAAACAUAAAUGAAACUACAUGAUUAGCAUAGCAUCUAAUCUUGGCAUAAUUAGUAUCAAUUUAGCAAACAUUUUAACAGCCCACGAAGGACUAGAUAUAACAUUUUGAGACUAUUGUGUUUUUCUUUCCAAAAUAUGAGCGAUACCACCCGGUCCUGGACAGAAAAUAUAAAUGACUCUACGCGUUUAGCAUAACAUUUUAUCUUAACGCAAUUUGCAUAAAUUCAGCACACACUUUAGUCUACAAUUGACAUUUUGAGACUAAAAGUGUGCCUUUGUAGUCAAAAUAUGAGUUAUUCCACCUGUGUCUGGAAAGAAAAUGUAGCAUUGUUUUGCUUAGCAUUUUAUGUUAGCAGAAUUGGUAAAAAUUCAGCAUACAUUUUAACAGCCUACAAAUGACGAUAUUUGAUAUUUUGAACAUAUAAAUGUGCCUUUCUAGCCAAAAAAUUUGUGAUACCACCUAUGUCUGGACAGAACUUAUUGUAGUGUCGUUUAGCAUAGCAGUUUAUCUUAGCAUAAUUGGUGUACAUUUAGCACACAUUUUAACAGCCUAUAAUUGACUAGAUUUGACAUUUUAAGCAUAUAAAUGUGUCUUUCUAGCCAAAAUAUGAGUAAUACCACCUGUGUCUGGACAGAAAACGUAACAGAAGCCUAUUUUAGCUUUGUUCAGCAUAGCAUUUUAACAUAGCAUCAUUCUCACACAUUUUGCACACAUUUUAAGUCAACAAAUGACUAGAUACAACAUUUUGAGAUUUUUAAUGUGUCUUUCUCGCCAAAAAAAAUUGAUAACACCUGUGUCUAUACCGGAAACAUAAAUGAAGCUACACAUUUAGCUUGGCAUAUAUCUUAGCAAAAUUUGUAUAUAUUUAGCACACAUUUUAACAGCUUACAAAGGACUAGAUUUUACAUUUUGAGACAAAAAAAAUGGCUUUUCUAGCCAAAAUAUGAGUGGUAGCACCUGUGUCUGGACAGAAAACAAAUGACUUUACGCGUUUAGCAUAACUUGAUCUUGACGCAAUUGGUAUAAAUUUAGCACACACUUUAGCCUACGAAUUGACAUUUUGAAACUCAAAAUGUGCCUUUCAAGACAAAAUAUGAGCUAUUCCACCUGUGUCUGGAAAGAAAACGUAGCGUUGUUUAGCAUAGCAUUUUAUGUUAGCAUAGUUGGUAAAAAAAAAAAAUUAAGCAUACAUUUUAGCAGCCUGCAAUUAAUAUUUGACAUUUUAAACAUAAAAAUAUGCCUUUCUAGCCAAAAAAUGAGUGAUACCACCUAUGUCUGGACAGAACUUAUUGUAGUGUCGUUUAGCAUAGCAGUUUAUCUUAGCAUAAUUGUUAUAAAUUUAGCACACAUUUUAACAACCUAUAAUUGACUAGAUUUGACAUUUUAAGCAUAUAAAUGUGCCUUUCUAGCCAAAAUAUGAGUGAUACCACCUGUGUCUGCGGAAAAAGCUUAUUGUAGCUUAGUUUGGCGGAACAUUUUGGCUGAGCAUAAUUGGUAAAAUUUUAACACAUUUCUCCCAUAUCUUAACCAUCUAUUAUUGGAGUACAUUUGACAUAUAUAUACAUUUGCUUUUCUAUCCAAAUAAGAUAUAGCAGCAAUGUCUGGACAGAAAAUGUCAAAGGGGCCUAGUUUAGCAUUUUAGCUUAGCAAUAUUGGUCUAAAUUUAAGAAAAAUCUUAGACAACCUGACUGCCAACUAUCCGUCUCUAAAAUACUACCAACCCUUCCAAAGUUCUCCUACAAGCAAACAGACACAAAAACAAAACCUAAAUAAUAGUAGAAUUGCAAGUUAUCUUAGUUUCCAAUACAAAAAAACCCUAAAUAAAAAGUAAACUAAAUAAAAUAAGAAAAAUACUAAAAGCUAGUUCAAUUAACCUGCGAUGAGGUGGCGACGUGUCCAGGGUGUACACCACAUUCCACUCGAAUACAGUUUAAGAUAGGCUCCAGCACCCCCCGCGAACCCAAAAGGGACAAGCGGUAGGAAAUGGAUGGAAGUUUGUUUGGUAUUUUUGUUAAAUUUUGUCUUUGUACAAAGCUUUGCUCUUUAGCUCAAUGCUAGUUAUUAAUCGAGUCAAGCAAAUCUUGACCAAUCUUCCUCUCAGAGAAUAAAACACACUAAAAAAUCCCAAA
Nerophis ophidion (straightnose pipefish) is the source of this 7841-nucleotide messenger RNA. RefSeq names its product lysosome-associated membrane glycoprotein 2-like. Gene Ontology annotation, cellular component: membrane. The transcript has 9 exons. The coding region runs from base 166 to 1410 and encodes 414 amino acids. NCBI's taxonomy places the organism in Eukaryota, Metazoa, Chordata, Actinopteri, Syngnathiformes, Syngnathidae. The record is from RefSeq and is a predicted model, not a curated record.